AUGCCAAAGUUAUUUGAAUUUGGAUCAUUGAACGAAAACGCCACCCUACUUACAUUAGAUCAAGUAUUACAAAAUGUAUAUUUACCCAUACUGUCUUACAGCGGCACAAGAUCAGAGCAAGGUGCCGACUCUGCCACAACCGCUGAGGAAACCCCUCGACGGGGCUCGAUGGGGGAAGCGUCCAAAGGCCGAGUGGUAAUUCGUGAUGAAUUCUUAAUAAACUUACAAAAAUUUGCAAAUCACAUCGGUAGAACGAUGCAGCAGCUAGCUGGCGAUAUCAGACUCGUAAUGUCUGACCUAGUUCUAACUGAUGAUAUCUCGGAAUUAGCGCGUAACCCAGAAAUUGUUGCGAGCUUAGAGCAGACUUUACAUGAUUGGGAGGUCACCAUGGCGUCUGCUUUGGAACAGCAGUUAAAUCAUACUCCUCAGGGAAAUGGAACUUUAGCCGAAAUGGACUUUUGGCGAGAACGCAAUGCGACGCUAAGCGCUUUGGUAGAACAACUAAAACGACCUUUGGUCGAAAAAGUUAUUGCAAUCCUCUCACAGACAAGUUCGGAUAGUUUAUCAACAUUCGAAUAUCAUAAAAACGAAUUAACAAAGUACUAUGUGGAAGCGAAAGAUAAUGUUCGGUUUCUGCUCACCUUGGAAAGGCAUUUUAAGAAUCUUGCCCACGGAGCGAAUUUUAAAGUUAUACUGGAGACGAUACCAUCGUUAAUGAAUGCUUUGAGGAUGGUGUGGAUUAUAUCUAGACAUUAUAACAGGGAUGAAAGGAUGGUCCCGUUGAUGGAGAGAAUUGCUUGGGAACUCGCCGAGAGAGUUGCAAAGGUCGUGAAUAUCAGGACCAUUCUGAAGUAGGUUUUGUUUAAAGUUAUAGCUAGCAUAGUUAUUUCUGAGUAGCUUUAUUAUAUAGUUAUAUAUAUAUAUAUAUAUAUAUAUAUAUAUAUAUAUAUAUAUAUAUAUAUAUAUAUAUAUAUAUAUAUAUAUAUAUAUAUAUAUAUAUAUAUAUAUAUAUAUAUAUAUAUAUAUAUAUAUAUAUAUAUAUAUAUAAGUAUUCUCGCUAGACUCAGGUCCAGUAGGGGUCGUCUUUCAUUGCUUGGGAACUUCCCGAGAGAUUUGCAAAGGUCGUGAAUAUAAGGACCAUUUUGAAGCUGGUUUAAAAUGUUUAAAUCUAUAGCUAGGCUAAGCAUAGUUAUUUCCGAGUAGCUCUAUUAUAUAGCUAUAUCUAAGUAUUCUCGCUAGACUCAGGUCCAGUAGGGGUCGUCUUUCAUCCAAACACCGCAGUUUUUCUGUGUUAUGUAAAUUUGUACAUAACAACUCGAAACAAUGAUUGAGGGGAGAUUUUGUAAACCAUAAAAAAACAAAGAAUUGAUUGAUCAUUUUACUUCGUUCUCUAGAGAAUCUCCAGCCACGAUCAAAGUAAAGACUUCAGAAGCAAAGCGAACAUUGAAUCAAUGGAAAGAAACGUACUUCGAGACUCGGGCCAAGAUUGAGGCCUCGGGUCGCGAUGCGCGAUGGGAAUUUGACAGGAAACGUCUGUUUGAGAGGACCGACUACAUGGCCACAAUAUGUGAGGACAUACAUGAAGUAGCUCAGGUUAGUUGCAAGACGUUCCUUCGAAACCCCAAGUUUUUUAAUCUUAUUCAGGUAUAUAGUUCAGGAACUGCACCAGUGUAUUUUGGAACUUUAUACCUGGGGAUAUAGCUCCUGGGGAUAUAGGUGCCAUCUUGUUUAAAAGUGAUGCGAGAAAGUGUAAUUGGAUGUCGACCUUAUUUUUUGUUCGUUUUCAUGUGUUUACAUACCGUAACUUGUAAGCAUUGUUAAUGGAGAUGUAUUAUGCAUGCAUACUGACCUCCAUACCAUGACGUCACAACGAGGUUGUUUGCAAGUUUACACCCCCCCAGUGGCCCUAUAGAACACUAUGCUGUGGUGCGAUAUGUAGACUAAUAAUAUAUCUUGUCAUUAAGUUAAUUUCUCGUGCCAUAGGUAUUGGAAGAAUUCUACAACAUUUUUGGUCCUGAGCUAAAAGCAGUGACGGGAGAUCCAAAGAGAAUUGAAGAUGUCGUUAAGAGAGUGGAUGGCUUGGUCAAACCUUUGGAAAAUGUGAGUAAACUGAAAAGAGAAAUUUUGUGUACAAACUUGUGUUCUUCUCUAUAUGAAGUUGUCUGAUUAUAAUUUCACUUCGGUCAUUUGUAAGAAGAGUGCCCAGUUUUCUCCGCGUAUUUCAGUUUUCCUCUGUUGUAAUACUGGAUCAAUAUGCGAUUGGAUUUCUAGAGAGAACAGUAUAAAUCUGAUAGAGAUAUCCGUAUGCAUAAAGUUAAUUUGGUUUAGUUUACGUUUCUUCCUUCUAAGGAGAACAGUUUAGACAAAUCUGACCGGUCUCUGACUAACUCUUUUUAAUGAUUCUAUAUACCUUUUCCAGGUCAGUUUUGAUCCUUUCAAUCUCCGACACUCGACAAGCUGGCGCAGUGUUAUGGAUCGUUUCCGUCGUGAAGUGGGCGCCAUCGAGAAUGAAGCGAAACAUUUUAUCGACGAUUCUUUCCAAACUCUACGUUCUGCCGAAGGCGCUUUUGACAUGUUGCAGAAUUUCAAACAUAUUCGUUCCCGCGAUGCUAUUAAUUCACAAAUGAUGAGGAAAUUUAACGAUAUCUUACUACAAUUUGGAAAAGAGGUAACUAUAUAGGGGCCAGUUACAUGAGGUCAAGGUGCAGGCCGAGUUAGAACGGUAUGAUGUCGUGUCCCUAGCGGGCCUAGUCGAUGUUUACAUGCAUGAGGCCAAUACUAAAUUAGAGAGAGAUGAUUUCGUUUCAGUCAUAGUGUUGUCAGGGUGUCCACGGGCCUCGAAAGUCCUUCGAAGUACUGGAAUUAAUUUCCUUAACCUCCACCUGUGCCAACAUUAGUGAUUUUGAUUAAAAGUACUAAAUAAAGUGAAUUAUUUGCUGGUUAAAGUCUAAAAUACGUGCCAUUUUCAAAGCUUUUUCCCAGUUCUAGGUCCUUGAAUUUGCUGAAAAAGGGCCUUGAAAGUCCUGGAAAAGUCCUUGAAUUUCACCUUCACCAACGGGUGGACACCCUGUUAACACUGUAGUCGCUGUUUACAUGAACUUGGAACGAGUUCAGAGCAGGAUGAUUUUGUUUUGGUCAUAGAGUUGUCUGUAGUUGUUGUUUAGGUGAUACCAGGACAAAAUAAGAGAGGAAAGAUUUCAUUUCAGCCAUUUGUCUCUAGUCUAGUGAUUUAUCGAAGUGUCUAUAUAGUGUAUAAAGUCUGUAGUGUGUAUAAAUCGGGCCAUCAUUGAAUUUUUUUCUUGACUUCAAAUAUCUUUAGGUGGAUGUUAUUUUCGCUCUGUUUAAAGCUGGUCACGUGUCGCCUCCUGUUUACAAGAAUCAACCGCCGGUCGCGGGCGCUAUUGGCUGGGAGAGAUCUCUAUUUUACAGAAUUAAACAUACGAUCUUGAGAUUCCAGGAGAUUGAUGACAUGCUGAACAGCGACCAGGGAAAAUUGGUGAGUCUGUGAAUCAUUUAUACAGUUAUUUUUGUCGUUUAAUCCGAAUUCAUGAUACACGUGCUCGACAGAUCCCGAGGUUUAGAGGUUCGUGAGUCAAACAAUGCCGUUCUGAGAAAGGCGUUCCGCCGUUCGGUGCUUCGGGCCACAAUCAUAUCUCUCUUCGGACACAUGACACUCACGUGAAGAGAGUUUACGCUUUAACGAAAGUCGUGGGUUCUCUCCGGGUACACCGGGUUUUUUCCCACAUGGAAUGUUGACAGGGUGGGUUGGGAUUAGCCCACAGGCCCCACAACUGAUCCUUCUACCGUAACUAUGCUCCGUGAUCAGUCUGAAUUGUAACUAUUUCGCUUGGGACAUUGAUAAUGUUCAAUCAACAUUGCAGUCGCUCGGACUCCGUAAUAGCGGUCGGCCAGCUUUUCAAUAUUUACAUCGCUAACUUCUGCUGAUCACGUCCCAUAUGAUCAAUCACAUCACCUGACUUUUGGUAAGCAACGACCAAUGCAACCAAAAAGCUCUUGGUCCCACAGAUAUUGAUGUCUGCUACUGACAAUGGUCUGAUACCAUAAACUUGUGACGUGAUAUUGUUGCCUGUCACCGCGAAGCCAAGACCCAUUCGCAGGCUAGAACCCAUAGAGAGAGGCCUGCGGAGGAGGCUAGUGUCAGACUAGUGUUCCUUAUCUUGCAACCAUUGAAUUCUAUUUCAGGUCAGUAAGAAGUAUCUAUCAGUGGCACGACUUAUGAAACAGUACGAGGAUAAGAAAUUUGAAUUGUGGCGUGAACAAGUGGAAACGCAUCUCUUGUCUUAUCUCAAGCGAAACCUGUUGACCCGAUCUUCUACCGGCUCUGCUACGACAAGAUCCGGAGGUCAUACGACGAAGGACGAUGUUGGUGCCGACGAUGAUCACAUAUCGCCGGUACACAGUAAGUGA
Messenger RNA from Paramuricea clavata, 4428 nucleotides. The record is from the annotation of a GenBank genome assembly. Lineage: Eukaryota; Metazoa; Cnidaria; Anthozoa; Malacalcyonacea; Plexauridae.